AUGCGAUUACUUGCUACUGGUCGAGCCCUGCGUGUAAGCAGUGGCCGGUGGUCAAUUGCUGCACGUCCCGGAAUUCUCAUCCACAGGCCACUCCGCGAAUCGGUUCCAGUCUCUCGGACCUGGAGUUCGACUUCAGUUCGCCGAACAACUGAGCAGCAACCUGCAAGCAAAAGUACCUCGUCGACAGGAACCAAAUCGACUCUGAAAAUUGAGGGCGACAAUUAUACUACAGAUCAAUGGACUAAUACUCCUGACACAAUUCUGAGCCAUAUCGGCCGACGACUUUACCUAGACGAGAACCACCCUCUUGCCAUCACGCGAAAGCUCAUUGAAACGCAAUUCCCCGCUCCAGAAUUUGGCAACUACUUUGAGGAGAACCCAGCUGUCUCCACAAAGUUUAAUUUCGAUGUCCUCGGAUUUCCGCGUGACCAUCCGGGUCGUAGUCGCACAGAUACAUACUACGUAAAUGAGCAAACUGUGCUGCGCACACAUACGAGCGCACACCAGCUGGCAUACUUCCAGAAGAUGAACAGUAAUGAGCAGACUCGUCCGAAAGAAGUCGGAUAUACUGUCAUCGCCGAUGUAUACCGCCGCGAUGCGAUUGAUCGAAGCCACUACCCGGUCUUCCAUCAAAUGGAAGGCGCGAGGCUGUGGAAGCGGCCUGAUAAUAACCCCCUCGCCUAUUCUGCGGAGACAGCUGCAAAAAUACAAGCCGAUGUCGAUAUGAUUCCACGACACGACGUUCCAGUUGAAGACCCUAACCUGACGAUUCACCCUGAGCGCAAUCCGCUCCAGGUUGAACAACAUAGUGUAGAGGAGGUCGAAGCCAUUGGGGCGCAUUUGAAGCGCUCACUCGAGCGUAUGGUCAUUAAGAUUUUAACAGAGGGCAGGAAGGCCGCUAUUGCUAGCUCCGGAAGCAAGACCGAGCCCGAGCCAUUAAAGGUGCGCUGGGUGGAAGCUUACUUUCCCUUCACCAGUCCAUCAUGGGAGCUUGAGGUCUUCUGGGAAGGCGAUUGGCUCGAAAUUCUUGGAUGUGGUGUGAUCAAGCAGGAAAUUCUUAUCAAUUCCGAUGUGCCGAACCGUGUUGGUUGGGCCUUUGGAUUGGGUAUUGAGCGCAUCGCCAUGCUGCUCUUCAACAUUCCCGAUAUCCGGCUUUUCUGGUCUCGUGAUGAGCGGUUCUUGUCCCAGUUUAAAGCUGGCAGUAUCACUCGCUUUGAGCCUUUCUCUAAGCACCCUGCUUGUUACAAGGACGUCGCUUUUUGGCUACCUCCUUCCGCUGUGACCGGCGGUAGCAGCGCUGCAGGAGGUGCUGUGCCUUUCCAUGAAAACGAUGUGAUGGAGAUUGUUCGUGGUAUUGGUGGUGAUCUUGUCGAGGAUGUCUCUAUGAUCGAUGAAUUCACGCACCCUAAGACGGCGCGCAAGAGCAUGUGCUACCGCAUCAACUAUCGCAGUCUAGAACGAACUUUGACCAACGAGGAGGCCAAUGAAAUGCACGACAAAGUCCGAGCCAAAUUGGUUGGCGAUCUCGGUGUUGAGUUGCGUUGA
Molecule: messenger RNA, 1545 nt
Organism: Penicillium taxi
Lineage: Eukaryota; Fungi; Ascomycota; Eurotiomycetes; Eurotiales; Aspergillaceae
Product: phenylalanine--tRNA ligase
Exons: 1
Coding region: 1-1545 (514 amino acids)
Biological process (GO): phenylalanyl-tRNA aminoacylation
Cellular component (GO): cytoplasm; mitochondrion
Molecular function (GO): ATP binding; phenylalanine-tRNA ligase activity; tRNA binding
Source: RefSeq, a predicted model, not a curated record